GAGAGAGAGAGAGAACACCGUACGUUUCUCAUUCCCCGCGCUUUCCUCCCUCCUUCCCCGCGAUGUCUCGAUCCCCCCAAAUCCAAUUCCCUAUGCUUCAAAAGCCCUAGCUGCCCCCAAAUCCUAGCCGCCCUUAUUCGCUCCAUCUAGGGUUUCAUCUCCGCCAUGGGCCUCCAAAUCGAGAAGGGAGUGAGGGAUCUGGAGAUGGGGUUGACGACGCCGUCGCCGAGCACGUCGGCGACAUCAUCGUUGCCUUCUCCUUCGCCUGCGCCGUCGCCGACGACGGCGCCGGCGUUGGUGCUGUCGAACUCCGGGAAACGGAUGGAUCAGUCGGGGAAGAAGAAGUAUGUGAAACAAGUCACGGGGAGGCACAACGAUACUGAGCUCCACAUAGCGGCCAAACGCGGGGACCUCGCUGCUGUGCGCCAGAUACUCAGAGAGAUUGAUGCGCAGAUGACGGGGACUGCUAGCGGGGCUGAUUUCGAUGCUGAGGUCGCGGAAAUCCGGUCAGCGAUGGUCAAUGAGGUAAACGAGGUUGAUGAGACGGCGCUCUUUGCUGCUGCUGAGAGAGGGUUUCUGGAUGUUGUGGUUGAGCUGUUGAAGUACUCGGAUAGAGAGAGCAUAGCGAGAAAGAACCGAUCAGAGUAUGAUGCGCUUCAUGCGGCCGCCAAAGAAGGGCAUAAAGAUGUUGUCCAGGUGCUUCUAGACCAUGACCCAACAUUAAGCAAAACAUUUGGCCCUUCAAAUACAACUCCCCUGAUUCAAGCUGCUACAAGGGGCCAUACUGAGGUGGUUAAUCUACUAUUAGAACAGGACUCUAGCAUGAUUGAGUUAUCUAAAGCCAACGGCAAAAAUGCUCUGCAUUUUGCUGCCCGGCAAGGACAUGUUGAUAUUGUGAAAGCGUUGCUUGAUAAAGAUCCACAGCUUGCCCGAAGGACCGACAAGAAAGGACAAACUGCUUUACACAUGGCAGUGAAAGGAACAAAUUGUGAUGUUGUUAAAUCUCUUGUAGAGGCUGAUCCUGCUAUAGUGAUGCUACCAGACAAGUUUGGAAAUACAGCCUUGCAUGUGGCAACAAGAAAAAAAAGAGCAGAGAUAGUAAGUGUUCUUUUACUCCUUCCAGACACCCAUGUGAAUGCUUUGACGCGAGAUCACAAAACAGCCUAUGACAUUGCUGAAGGACUCGCCCUUUCUGAAGAAUCUGCUGACAUAAAGGAAUGUUUAGCACGUUAUGGUGCAGUCAGAGCAAAUGAGCUAAAUCAACCCAGAGAUGAACUGAGGAAGACUGUAACUGAAAUUAAGAAGGAUGUUCAUACACAGCUGGAACAGACGAGGAAAACCAAUAAGAAUGUCCAUGGCAUUGCCAAGGAGCUUAGGAAGCUCCAUCGUGAAGGCAUCAAUAAUGCCACUAACUCUGUCACUGUUGUUGCUGUGCUCUUUGCAACUGUUGCGUUUGCUGCUAUCUUUACUGUACCUGGUGGAAACCUUAACAAUGGUGUAGCAGUAGCUAUCAACACCGUCUCUUUCAAGGUCUUCUUCAUCUUCAACGCCAUAGCUCUUUUUACCUCAUUGGCUGUUGUGGUGGUUCAAAUAACUCUUGUCAGGGGAGAAACAAAGUCUGAGAGGCGGGUUGUUGGGGUGAUCAAUAAAUUGAUGUGGUUGGCUUCUGUGUGCACUACUGUUGCUUUCAUCGCCUCCUCGUAUAUCGUUGUUGGGCGGCGUUUCCAGUGGGCAGCAAUUCUAGUUACAUUGAUUGGGGGAGUGAUAAUGGCUGGUGUAUUGGGUACCAUGACAUAUUUUGUUGUGAAAUCUAAGCGCAGCCGGUCAAUCAGGAAAAGGAGGAAGUCAUCUAGGAGUGGUUCAAACUCAUGGCAUCCUAAUUCAGAAUUCUCUGAUUCCGAUAUUAAUCCAAUUUAUGCCAUUUGAAGUCCGGGCUUCAGGUUCCCUCUUGCUCACAUCAGACCAUGGUUUAAUCCUGUUUUGAAGAUGCAACGCAAUCUCAAAUGCUUAGUUUUCUAUCUAUGCAUGACCAACGACUGCUAACAUUACCCUAGCACAAGUGCGAAGAGUACUGUAAUUUGUGAUGACCAAUACUAUCUGUAAGCAUGUAUUCACAGAAACACCAGCAUGUUACUUAUUUGGCCUUUUGAUUUAAAUGUAUGCUGGGUAGAUAUAGAGAAGUUGCUUCUUAUUCAAUUGUUGCAUGUAUUAUCCUGCAUGAAAGCCAUGGGCCAGUCUGAACUUUGCUUUGAAUUGAGUAUUGUCAGCAGCUUGUUGCAUGCAUUAUCCUUUUCCUUUUCUGUAGAGGUUGUUUGAAACAGUUGCAUUUGGGAGGUUUGAGCAAUCCUUGUACUUAAUUUUACAAUGUGUCUAUAUUGGUUUAUGUAUGAUGUUAAUGGUUAAUAGAUUUAGCCGCUACAUUUCUUUUUU
Molecule: messenger RNA, 2430 nt
Organism: Dioscorea cayenensis subsp. rotundata (Guinea yam)
Lineage: Eukaryota; Viridiplantae; Streptophyta; Magnoliopsida; Dioscoreales; Dioscoreaceae
Product: ankyrin repeat-containing protein ITN1-like
Exons: 4
Coding region: 166-1926 (586 amino acids)
Cellular component (GO): plasma membrane
Molecular function (GO): protein phosphatase regulator activity; protein phosphatase 1 binding
Source: RefSeq, a predicted model, not a curated record